Messenger RNA from Armigeres subalbatus, 2691 nucleotides. RefSeq lists its product as uncharacterized. The record is from RefSeq and is a predicted model, not a curated record. Gene Ontology annotation, biological process: DNA integration. Lineage: Eukaryota; Metazoa; Arthropoda; Insecta; Diptera; Culicidae. Gene Ontology annotation, molecular function: nucleic acid binding. Bases 7 to 2691 code for a protein of 894 amino acids. The transcript is spliced from 2 exons.
AUUACCAUGCUUAUCGAUUCAGGAUCAAAACACAAUCUAAUCGAUGACACGACGUGGGAAAUUAUGAAACUUCAAGAUGUGCAAAUACGAAAUGAACGGUUUGAUCAUGACAAACGAUUUUUGGCAUACGGUCGUGUCCCACUAAAGCUGGUUACAGUCUUUGAUGCAAAUCUAGAAAUAAAUGACGGAGGGAAACUACUAAGAACUAAUGCUGUCUUCUACGUCAUCGAAAAGGGUCAACAGCCAUUGUUAGGCAAGAUAACGGCGCAGCAAGUGGGAGUGUUACAGGUUGGUUUGCCCAGUUCAAAAAAUGCCACCAUUAGCAGAGUCGACACUAUCAAGGAGCCGUUCCCCAAAAUGAAGGGAAUCACCCUAAGCUUACCUAUCGACAGAACAGUUUCACCCGUUAUUCAACCCCUUCGUCGCUGUCCGAUCCCACUUUUGCAACAAGUCGAAGCCAAAUUGAAAGAACUGUUACAGUUAGACAUAAUCGAGAAAGUAACCCAACCGACAUCGUGGGUUUCUCCACUGGUCCCGAUUUUAAAAGACAACGGUGAACUACGACUGUGUGUAGACAUGCGAAAAGCAAAUCAGGCUAUCCAAAGACUCAAUCACCCCUUACCAAUUUUUGACGACAUGCUUCCAAGAUUUAGGAAUGCCAAACUAUUUACGACUUUGGACAUAAAGCAGGCCUUUCACCAGGUAGAACUGUCGGAAGACUGCCGCGAUGUAACUACGUUUAUAACAAAUUGGGGACUAUAUCGUUAUAAACGGCUUCUUUUUGGCGUGAACUGUGCUCCGGAGCUGUUUCAGAACCUUAUGGAAAGUGUUCUCGCUGAAUGUGAAAACACAGUAGUUUUCAUAGACGAUAUUAUGAUUUUUGGUUCGACAGUUGAAGAGCACGACCUGGCGGUAAAGCAUACGCUAGCUGUCCUUAAUCGAUAUGGCAUCCUUUUGAACAUUCACAAGUGUAAGUUCAAGCAAACAGAAAUAUCAUUCCUAGGUCACGUGCUUUCUCCAGAUGGAGUGACACCGUCUCAGGAAAAAGUUAAAUCGAUCCAACGGUUCAGAACCCCACAAUCAAAAGAGGAGUUACGAAGCUUUCUAGGUUUAGUAACCUAUGUAUCUCGUUUCAUACCGGAUUUGGCCACUUUAAACCACCCUCUUCGUGAAUUGCUGAAGCUAAAUACACCCUAUGAUUGGCAGCCACAGCACCAGGAAUCAUUUGAUCAGCUCAAACGUAUGAUAGGGUCCAUCCAUCACUUGGGUUACUAUGAUCCGAAAGAUCGAACGUUACUUGUUACGGAUGCCUCGGGAGUCGGACUGGGUGCUGUGUUGAUACAGUUUAAGAACAACAACCCCAGAGUCAUUGGAUACGCCUCAAAAAGCCUUUCCGAAACUGAAAAAAAGUACCCUCCAAUCGAGAAGGAAGCUCUAGGUAUUGUGUGGGGAGUGGAGCGCUUCAGGAUUUACCUUCUUGGAAUACAUUUUGAGCUGGAAACGGAUCAUAGGCCGCUCGAAACGCUUUUCACGGUCAAUUCACGACCCACGGCGCGAAUUGAGCGCUGGAUGCUAAGAAUUCAAGCCUUCAAGUUCAAAGUUGUUUACCGGAAAGGUUCAGCAAACAUAGCUGAUACUUUGUCGAGACUCGGAGCGCACAUUCCAGACACUGAAUGGUCGGAUGAAUGUGAAGUGUUUAUUCGUCGUGUGACAGUUAAUGCGUUGUCUACCUUGGCAAAUUGUUGUCAGAUUUCAGAUUUCGAUCCUGAUGCAGAAAUUUAUAUUCGAACCAUACAGGAAGCUGCCGCAAUUGAUAUUGAGGAAGUAAUUCAGGCUACCGCCUCGGAUCAAGAGAUGCAAAAUUUAAGAGCGUGUAUCGAGAAUGACUCCUGGAGCCGUGAAGAUUUGAAGCAAUACAUUCCAUUUCGUAAUGAAUACACAUAUGUGAAUUCAGUUAUCCUGAGAGGAUCCAAACUCGUCAUACCCAAAGCUCUACGACCGAGAAUGCUACAGUUGGCUCACGAAGGGCACCCGGGGCAAUCAUUGAUGAAGAGGCGUCUGCGUGAAAGAUGUUGGUGGCCUGGCAUAGAUCAAGCAGCAGUACAGACAUGUGAAACCUGUGAAGGAUGCCGUUUGGUACAGCUUCCUGAUCCGCCUGAACCAAUGAUGCGACGGCAAUUACCCGAUCGACCUUGGGUCGAUAUAGCCAUAGACUUUCUUGGACCAAUGCCAUCGUCAGAAUACAUUCUGGUGGUCAUCGACUAUUACAGCAGAUACAUGGAAUUGGAAAUAAUGAGCAAAAUCACUGCUCAGGAGACAAUCAAACGAUUACAACGCGUUUUCCGUAUCUGGGGACCACCAAGAACGAUCACACUGGAUAACGCCAAGCAGUUCGUUUCUUGCGAAUUUCAAGAGUUCUGUAAAAUAAACGGCAUUCAUCUCAACCAUACCUCUCCGUACUGGCCCCAGGCAAAUGGGGAGGUCGAACGCCAGAACAGGUCGUUAUUAAAGAGAUUGAAAAUCGCUCAUGCUCUUUAUGAUGACUGGAAAGCUGAGCUCAACAGCUAUCUAGAUCUGUACAACAACACACCGCAUUCUGUUACUGGAAGAGCCCCCAGUGAGCUUCUGCAAAACAGGAAGCUGCGCACAAAACUACCGUGUGUUGACGACCUUCAGACUAUUCCCCAGUAG